AUGGCCGUCUCGGCCCAGGAUAGUAAUUCAGUGCCCGGAGGCCUUGCCGGGUUAGAGGAGUCCAGAGCGGAGUUAAGGAUGUUGUUAAAAUCCCCGGAGAUGAGAACUGGCAGCGGAAGUGACAUUUCUAAGAAUUCCUUGAAGGAUCGUCUACUGGAACUACAAUGUCAUUUUACUUGGAACCUGUGUGGAGAAGAUGUAGACAUCGAUAAUGUGGAAGAACGGCUAAAUUACCAGAUUGUAUUUUUGCCAAAUGCAUACAAUCACAGGAAGUACAACAUCCUGGCUUACCUAAAGCAUCUUAAAGGAGACCAUGAUGAAGCCUUGCUCCAGCUGCAAAAAGCAGAAGCAGAAAUCCCAGCAUCCAGCACAUCUGAAGACACAGAUGUGAAGAGAGUUGUAAUGUAUGGUAACUUUGCCUGGGUUUAUUACCACCAGAACCAGGUUGACAAGGGUUUCACCUAUGCUGAAAAGGUGCAGACCAUUUUACAGAAAUAUGAGUCUCCUAUAAAAUAUUAUCAGUGUGCUGCUGAGUGCUUUGAAAAAGCUCUGAAUCUCAACCCAGAAGAUCCGGAAUUGAAUUCAGGCUAUGCCAUCGCUGUGUAUAGAACGGAAGGUUUGGCUUUCCUCACAAUACCAGCUAACAAAUCUCUUCCACUCUUGGAACGAGCUGUUCAAUUAAAUCCCAGUGAUACAUUGGUGAAGGUUCUCCUUGCUUUGAAAUAUAAUUAUCUGAAAAACCAUAAACAAGCAACUGUGUUAAUAGAACAAGCUCUACAAGAACAACCUGAAAACCCAUAUGUCCUUCGAUAUGUGGCAAUGUUUUACCAAAGGAAAGAAAAUAUGGUAAAAGCUAUUGAAUUGUUGAAGAAGGCAGAUAGUUUAACUCCUAAUUCCAGUGCUAAUCAUUAUCAGCUUGGUAAGUGUUACAAAACAUUGAUCAAUAAGCACAGAGGAUUACAAGGUCGGCCAAAUGAUGAAGCCAUUUCAAAUGCCAUAUUUCACUCUGAAAGAUCUAUUGAGUUAAAUAGGUCAUUUGUGGCAGCUCACAUUCUAUUGGUUGAUAUAUAUAUAGAAGCAAAUGAAUACCAAAAAGCCGAAGAAGAAUUUGGGAAAACUCUGACAAUGAAAAAUCUCAGCUGUGAACAGAAACAAGAGCUCCAUCACAACUGGGCACAAUAUUUAAUUAAUUCUAGAAAGUCGAAGUCUGAAGCAGUAAAGCAUUAUAAGGAAGCGAUAGAGAUACAAAGUCAAACAAUAUUCAGAGGAUUUGCAAUUGGAGCACUGAAAAACUUGCAAAAACCAUGA
Nanorana parkeri is the source of this 1308-nucleotide messenger RNA. RefSeq names its product interferon-induced protein with tetratricopeptide repeats 5-like. The coding region runs from base 1 to 1308 and encodes 435 amino acids. The record is from RefSeq and is a predicted model, not a curated record. Gene Ontology annotation, molecular function: protein binding. Gene Ontology annotation, biological process: defense response to virus. Lineage: Eukaryota; Metazoa; Chordata; Amphibia; Anura; Dicroglossidae. Gene Ontology annotation, cellular component: cytosol. The transcript has 3 exons.